This is a messenger RNA of Esox lucius (northern pike), 352 nucleotides long. Its product is annotated as putative protein 2. NCBI's taxonomy places the organism in Eukaryota, Metazoa, Chordata, Actinopteri, Esociformes, Esocidae. Gene Ontology annotation, cellular component: lysosomal membrane. The transcript is spliced from 2 exons. The record is from RefSeq and is a predicted model, not a curated record. The coding region runs from base 16 to 315 and encodes 99 amino acids.
UUAAUCCAAGCUGCCAUGUCCAAUGUUUCCCAGGUGACCAUCAUCAUCUACCUGUCAGUUGUGGGUUCUCUGCUACUCUACAUGUUAUUCUUGCUGCUGGUUGACCCUCUCAUCCGUAAACAUGACCCCUACAUCCAGCCCCUUCACAACGAGGACGACUCAGAGGACUUGCAGCCUCAGCCUGAAGGAGGCGCUGUUGCACAGGGCAGAGGUAACACCGUACUGGAGAGAGUAGAUGGGGCACAGCAGCGUUGGAAGAAACAGGUCCAAGAACAGCGCAAGACUGUCUUUGACCGACACAAGAUGCUUAGUUAAACCCAAAUGGCUGACUUCAGAUCAGUCUUCAGAAGAG